AGGGCAGUUCUGUCCGUGGUCCCCGGAAGCGGAAGUUCCCCGCACGCUGGGGAGAGGAGGAUGGAGUCGGCAGAGCCCGCGCUGAGAGAGAUCGGCUGUGAGCAGAGCUUACUGAGCCGGCCUGAUGGGUCUGCCACCUUCCUGCAGGGGGACACGUCGGUCCUGGCGGGGGUUUAUGGUCCGGCGGAGAUUAAAGUAAGCAGAGAGCUGCACGACAAAUCCACCAUCGAGGUCAUCCUCAGACCCAAGGUGGGGUUACCAGCCGUACAGGAGAGGAGUCGGGAGCAGCUGAUCCGGGAGACGUGCGAGUCGGUUAUUAUGGGAUGUCUGCACCCCAGAACCUCCAUCACUGCCGUGCUUCAGAUCGUUCACGACGCUGGAUCCCUCCUGGCCUGCUGCCUGAACGCUGCCUGCAUGGGGCUGAUGGAUGCCGGGCUCCCCAUGCGCGCUCUGUUCUGCGGGGUCACUUGUGCGCUCGAUGCCGACGGCCAAAUAACGCUGGAUCCCAACACCAAGCAACAGAAGGAGAGCCGAGCAGUUCUGACUUUUGCUAUAGAGAGUUUGGAAAAGAAAGUGUUAACCGUCUCCUCGACCGGGGCAUAUUCUGCUGCCGAGUUCCAGCAGAGCAUCGCGGCCGCUCAGAUAGCAGCCCAGAAAAUCUUCCGCUUCUACAGAGACUCCGUCAGGAGGAGAUACUCCAAGUCCUGAGGGGACGCCCCAAAGCCCCUGUA
Spea bombifrons (plains spadefoot toad) is the source of this 731-nucleotide messenger RNA. It is a transcript of the gene EXOSC5, whose product is annotated as exosome component 5. The transcript has 6 exons. Gene Ontology annotation, biological process: nuclear mRNA surveillance; poly(A)-dependent snoRNA 3'-end processing; U4 snRNA 3'-end processing. Lineage: Eukaryota; Metazoa; Chordata; Amphibia; Anura; Pelobatidae. Gene Ontology annotation, cellular component: nucleolus; nuclear exosome (RNase complex); cytoplasmic exosome (RNase complex). The coding region runs from base 61 to 708 and encodes 215 amino acids. The record is from RefSeq and is a predicted model, not a curated record.